Messenger RNA from Grosmannia clavigera kw1407, 1011 nucleotides. RefSeq names its product duf52 domain containing protein. The record is from RefSeq and is a predicted model, not a curated record. The transcript is spliced from 2 exons. The coding region runs from base 1 to 1011 and encodes 336 amino acids. Lineage: Eukaryota; Fungi; Ascomycota; Sordariomycetes; Ophiostomatales; Ophiostomataceae.
AUGGCCCUCAGAGGCACACGUCCCGCUGAACACGCCGGGAGUUGGUAUACUGCCGACCCCAGGAACCUUUCAGAGGAAUUGAAUGGCUGGCUAGAAGAGGCAUCGUGUGCCAUAAACGGAUCUCUUCUACCUGUAACCAAUGCCAGAGCAGUUAUUGCCCCUCAUGCUGGAUAUCGAUACUCAGGCCCCUGUGCAGCAUGGGCGUACAAGUGUCUGGAUCUCAACAAGGCUCGUCGCGUAUUUGUCCUUGGUCCAAGCCACACCUACUACCUCCGAGGCUGCGCUCUUACGACGUUUGAGAAAUAUGCAACCCCAUUUGGGGACUUUCAGGUGGAUGCUGAUGUGACAGCCCGGCUUCGAGAGUCAGGUUUCUUCAAAGAUAUACCACGUCACAAUGAUGUUGGGGAACACAGCCUUGAGAUGCAACUGCCUUACAUUUGGAAGAUGUUGGAGCGGACACUGGGUACCGGUGCCCGGUGGCCCUCACUUGUUCCGAUCAUAGUGGGGGACGGCAGCGGUGCUGACGAGAGAGAGUUUGGGCAGCUUCUGGUGCCAUACCUGGAAGAUCCCGAAAACGCGUUUGUGAUCAGUUCUGAUUUUUGUCAUUGGGGUCGUAACUUCGAGUUCUGGCACUACUGUCCCAGUUCUGACUUCAGUAAGAUCCGCUCACUUUCGCCUCGCGGCGACUCCAAACCAAGCCCGACGGAGCCGCCCGUUCACGAGUUUAUUCGAGUCCUGGACGAAGCAGCUUUCCGGGCUAUUGAGACAGGAUCACAGGCCAAAUUUGUCGACUACUUGCACGUAACAGAAAACACUGUUUGUGGACGGCACCCCAUCAGUGUCGCUAUGGCCGCCCUGGAGCUAAUGGGAACCAGAGCCCCUACAUCCACCAGUACUAACAGCCCUAUCGGCCACCCGAAAUUCGAAUUUGUACGGUAUGAGCGCAGCGAUCUUGCCGAGACAACAUCUGAUUCUAGUGUGAGCUACGGCUCUGCUUUUGCCGUAUUUUGA